Cyclopterus lumpus (lumpfish) is the source of this 6015-nucleotide messenger RNA. RefSeq names its product tetratricopeptide repeat, ankyrin repeat and coiled-coil containing 1a (gene tanc1a). The coding region runs from base 173 to 5713 and encodes 1846 amino acids. The record is from RefSeq and is a predicted model, not a curated record. The transcript has 29 exons. Gene Ontology annotation, molecular function: protein binding. NCBI's taxonomy places the organism in Eukaryota, Metazoa, Chordata, Actinopteri, Perciformes, Cyclopteridae.
CACGCGCGUGAACUACGCGCGCGCCCGGCUCCUCUUCUAACACACUGAGGAGGUGCAGCACUUCGAAACUGGACUCCGCGAGUUGAACUGGUCUUCCAUCCGCUCCGUGUGGAUUAACGAGAAGACGUCAUAGAAGACUCGCAUCCACGGGCAGAGAGAAGAAACAGCAGAUAUGUUCAGAGCAGUGUUUGGACUCAAGAGAGAGGCAGGAGGAAAACGAGGAGAACAAACUAAACAGAGGCACCCAGGUGGUGAGGCGUACGCUCACGGCACCUUGCAGAGGGGCGGCGGCGGUCGUGCCCCCCACCGCCUCCGGGACCACGACUGCGGCGACACUGAAAGACAAGUGAAGCUGAGGAGACUGACCAAAGGGGCGUCCAUUUCUCUGCCCUCCUCCCCUCUUCUCCCCCGCCAGGCCGAUAUAGUUCCCUCCCAGUCGUGCAUCAAGUUCACAGGACGGGUAAGGAAGCUGGAGGAUGUGGAUGGCUCCCCCGACGCGAGAGAACCUCUCGUCUUUGCCUCGUGCCGUGGCAGGACAGACCGCAGAGACCUCCACGUGGAGCCUCAGCUGGGCUCCUCCCUUUCUACCCAGGAACUGAUGACCAGACUAUGCUUCUUAUUGGGAGAAGCAACGCCGGGCACUGCUAGCUCUCCAAUGGAGGACAGGAGGGAAAAGAAGUGUGAUACCUCUGCCCAGGGGGGGAGUCCCAGCUCCACCCUCACCUGCAGCACUGCCUCCCCCUGUUCAGACAGCCCCUGCUCCACCCUGAGCACCAGUGUCGGAGGCAAGCCUUCGCCCCAGCCCCCUGGGCCUCCAUCUGAAAGCUCCACCUCCACCCUGGGGAGCAAGGACAGUGGAAUCAUAGCAACCAUCACUAGUUCUUCUGAGAAUGAGGAGCGCAGCGCCUCCAGUGAGGUUCUGACGAAGGAUGAAGGCCCGGGAGGCGGUGCUGGUGUCAUGGGCUAUGCAUGCGAGGACCGCCACCCCGGGCUGACCAGGGACACUCUGACCCCCCAACCAGAUGAGGCCUUACCUAGAUCGGACUUCAUGGAGCCCAGGACUCCACCAGCGCCAAAAAGACCACUCCCACAGCACCACAUACACAGCACGUCCUUCCUUGUGAUGUCCCGUCCGAAUUCAGUGGCAGCAACCAGCUCCACUCGAUUGGAGGAUCUGAGUUAUCUGGACAACCAAAGGGCCUCUGGACACAGGAGCUCGGUCCGCAAACACAACACAGCUGGACGGAGAUUGGUGCCAUUCAAGCAAGCCGACAUCAUGCUUAAACCGCUGCUGUUUGAAGUCCCCGGCAUCACCGCAGAGACACCUUUUGUCGGCCGGGAUUGGCUCUUCACGCGUCUGGAGGAGGUCCUUAGUCAAACAAGCAGCUGCGAGGGCCGCGGUGCUGUCAUCGUGGGUAACGCAGGAUCCGGCAAGACUGCUAUCGUCUGGCGGCUGGUGACACUCAGCUGUCAGGGCAUGCGCACGCCACAGGGAGGUCCCAGCAUCCCUCACAGCCCCGGUUCCUCCCCUAAAUGUGGGGAAAAGCAGGGGAAAGCAGCUUCCAAGCAGCCUGCUGACUCCCAACCCAACCAGAGUGCUGCUGCAGGAACAAGCGAAAGCACAGCACAGAGAAAGGAGACUGUCAGAUGCCUCGCUGCCAAGGUGGUAGCCUACCAUUUCUGUCAGGCUGACAAUACCUACACCUGCCUGGUGCCAGAGUUUGUGCAUAGUGUCGCAGCCCUGUUGGCCAGAGCGCCGCAGCUCGCCCCGUACAGGGAGCUGCUGGUACAAGAGCCUCAGCUACAAAACACACUCAGCCUGCGAUCCUGCGUUCAAGACCCCAUCGCUGCCUUCCGUAAGGGUAUCUUAGAGCCCAUAGCCAGCCUGCGCAAGGAGCGCAGGCUACCUGAAGAAGACUACAUCAUAUUGGUUGACAGUCUUAAUGAGGCAGAAUUCCAUAAACCAGACUAUGGGGACACCAUCGCCACUUUCAUUACCAAAAUAGUCUCCAAAUUUCCUCUCUGGCUGAAGUUGGUGGUCACAGUCAGGACGGGCCUGGUGGAAAUCACGACUCUCCUUCCCUUCUCUGGCAUCUCUCUGGACAUCUUGCCAGACAGCAGCGAUCUUGGAGCUGACCUAAGUGACUACAUCCAUCACCGGGUCAGCAGCAGUACCCAGGUUGCCUCCAACGUCACCACGCCGACAGGCUCGGCCCCGGAUCAGCUGCUUCUCAGCAAGUUCAGCAGCCACCUGUCAACACGGAGCCACGGCACCAUCCUCUACCUUCAGCUGACCCUGGAUCUGUUCCACAAGGGGCACCUGGCUCUGAAAGGAGGAAACUACCUGGUGGUGCCCGUGUCCCUGUCAGAGGUGUACUUGCUGAUGUGUCGCGUGAGCUUUCCGGAUAAAGAGGCCUUUGAACGGGUGCUUCCGGUGCUUAAUGUGGCACUGGCGUCGCUGCACCCACUGACUGAUGAACAAAUGUUCAGGGCGCUGAAUGCAGGCAGUGUGAGGGGGGAGCUGGAGUGGAAGGACUUCCAGCUGAGAUUAGACAGCCUGGCUGGAUUCAUGGUGAGACGCAGGGAUGGCACACGGAUGCUGUGCCAUCCCUCCUUCAGAGAGUGGCUGGUUUGGAGAGCAGAUGGCGAAAGCAGUGACUUUCUCUGUGAUCCAAGGAGUGGCCACGCUCUCCUGGCCUUCAUGUUCUCCAGACAGGAGGGCAAGUUGAACCGGCAGCAGACGAUGGAACUGGGACACCACAUCCUCAAGGCUCACAUAUUCAAGGGCCUGAGUAAGAAGACAGGUGUGUCCUCCAGCGUUCUUCAGGCAAUGUGGGUGAACUGCAGCACAGACAGUCUGUCCGCUGCACUGGCCUCCCUGAGGAACCUAUACACGCCUAACAUCAAGGUAAGUCGUCUGUUGAUGCUGGGUGGAGCUAGCGUGACCUGGUGUACAGAGGUGGUAGGACAUGCCCCCAUUCUGGCCAUCCACGCACACCUGGGGCAUGUGGAGAUGGUAGCCCUGCUGCUAGAAAUGGGUGCUCCCGUAGAUGGUACCACUGACAGUGGCAUGACGCCCCUCUGUCUGGCCACCACCGCGGGGCACGUCGACAUCGUCAGCCUGCUCAGCAAGAAAGGGGCCAAGGUGGGCCAUGCUGAUAAGAGUAGCCAGUGUGCGCUGGUCCAUGCUGCGCUGAAGGGCCACGCUGAAAUCAUCAACAUCUUACUGGGCCAAGAUUGGGGAGCAGAGAUCCCCAGCGACCCACAGCAGCACCACAGCAAUGAGACAGUGACUGGGAAAGCACAGGCAGCACAGCAGGCGCUUACAGCCGCAGCCAGUGUGGGACACACACAGGUGGUGAAGAGCUUGCUGGACUUGAAAGAUGAACAGCUGGCAGUGCAGAUGGACGCUCACGACUCUCUCUGGGGAGAAACGGUGCUGAGCGCGGCAGCGGGACGAGGGAGGACGGAGGUGUGCGCGUUCCUCCUGGAGCGGGGGGCGGGGCUGCAGAUACCCAACCGCAGGGGGAUGGCCCCGCUGCUGAGCGCCAGCAAACACGGGCACACACAGGUUGUGGAGUUGCUGCUGAAGCAAGAUGCAGACAUCAACGUCAAUGAGAAGCAGGGUCGCACUGCACUGAUGCUGGCGGCCUCCGAGGGCCACGUGAGCACUGCUGAACUCCUGCUGACAAAGGGUGCCUCUCUGUCCUCUGCUGAUCAGGAGGGGCUGACUGCACUUAGCUGGGCUUGUCUGAAGGGCCAGAAAGGUGUGAUGCAGCUUCUGGCCGAGGCAGGCGCAGACCUGAACCAUCCAGACAGACAGGGAAGGACUCCUCUUGACCUCGCUGCCCUCAACGGGGAUGCAGACGCAGUGCAUUGCCUGGUGGAAAACGGAGCGGUGCUGGAGAGAGGCGACAACAACGGUACCAGAGGUUCAGACCGGACGACCGGCUGCCAGAACCCGGCUCUGGUGGCCUCGCUGCUUAAGAAAGGGUCCAAGAUGGGUCACGCGACGUGGGCGAUGGCUUCCUCCAAACCCGACAUUCUCCUCAUUCUGCUGCAGAAGCUGAUGGAGGAGGGGAACAUGCUUUACAAGAAGGGACGAAUGAAGGAGGCAGGCCAGCGUUAUCAGUAUGCCCUGAGGAAGCUGCCCCGUGACGGCCAAGGAGAGGAGCUGAAAGGGCUCAAAGACCUGCGGGUCUCCCUCUAUCUAAACCUUUCCCGCUGCCGCAGGAAAACCAGCGAUUUUGGGAUAGCUGAGGAGUUUGCGACAAAAGCCCUGGAACUCAAACCCAGGUCUUAUGAAGCGUAUUACGCCAGAGCCCGCGCCAAGAGAAGUAGCAGGCAGUUUGCCGCAGCGCUGGCAGACCUCCACGAAGCAGCACGACUCUCCCCGUCCAACCGGGAGAUCCGACGCCUGCUGGUUCGGGUAGAAGAGGAAUGCAAACAUCAUCAGAAGGGAUCCAGCAACGACAUGGCACAGGGUUACAACAGGGAGCCGCACACCCACCACCAUCAGGCCCCAGAGGAGGAGGCAGACGUCUAUUCGCAGGGAAGUCUCGAGAGGCGAGUCCCCGCGGAGCAGACUGAUGCGGAGAAGGAGGAGGAGGGAGAGGAAGGUGAGGAGGCGAGCCUGCAGUGUGGCAAAAGCGCAGAAUUUUGGCCCAUGAAUCCGUACGCUCCAAACAGGACCCUCCCUGGAGGUGCGGCCUUUGGUUUAGCGGACCAGUCGCCAUGUUUCCCUCAAGAGGAAUAUGUGCAGAACCAACUUUUUGUGGACUUGCCCGAGCCUGUUCCUGCGAUCAACAGGCAGACCCAGAACCAGGGCCUCAGCAGGACUCAUCACCACUGCCACUCCCUCCAGUCGGGGAGCAGAGUGGGGGGCAGGCCUCUCUCUCUGUGCGGCCCCUCCAGCCCUCUGCCAGGCAGACAUAGCUCCACCUCCCUGAGGCCUGCGCCGGUGCUCGGUAUUGACAUCGGCCAUGGAUUAGCCAACGAACACUCUGGACACAGUCCCACUGAGCUCUAUCACCCCAUGUCCCCCAUCAGCUCCUCCCCACCUGGGCCUCUCCAGAUGUACCAGCCACGCUCUUCCAGCUUCUCCAGGGGCUCCGACAGACUCUCCACCCACUCUGUGGCUCUGGAUGGCCUGGCACUUGCUCUGGGCUCUGGUAUGGAGGUCAGAAGGGAGGGUGGUGGCGGAGGAGGGGGGACAGCAGGCUCAAGGGGAUCCAGCUCCAGUCAGGCCUCCAGUGGGAACCUGUCGGACGGCGGCAGGCAGCAGGUGCUGGACGCCCCGUGCCCCAUCAAGAGCAGCGGUAGCUUCAAGACAAAGCCGGACCUAAAGCCCCGGCCUUUCAUGGGAGUAAUGGACAAAUCGGUGCGAGUCCAGGGCCAGCAGACCUCUGGCCUGGGCCGGCAGGGAGGGGGGCUGGAGAGUUUCAGUAUGUCAGUAAUGGAGUUCCAGGGUUUGAACAAUGAGUUCAAACGCGCUUCAUUCCAGGAGCAGCUCUCUGGAAGUCAGGCAAACAGCCAGCAGCAAGGUCGGGAGUUUGGAGAGCGGCUCCACCAGCGAGAGGCCAGAGGCACGGCGCACUCCCAGCUACGCUUCCCCGACGGGAGGCACAGACAGACGAGCUUAACGAGAGACAACCCCGCUCUGCAUAUGGCUCCCAUCAAACCCAAGCGCUCAUUUAUAGAGUCCAACGUCUGAUUAUCAAAGUACAGAUACAGGCUGUUUUCAACAAACUAUGUCCCAAAUAAGGUAGCAAGGGAGCCUGCUUUGAGAACAGCUCCCUUCCCUGAGCCUGUUUUGUAGAGUUAAGCUGCUGCACUGCAUUUACAAUCUAGAACCAGUGUUCAACUCAGGCUACUAUGCUUUUGCUUACAUGUCUACAGCUACACUAGUGUAUUCAAGAAAACCAGACAUACCUUAAGUAGGGAUACAAAAAUAAAAAAAAAGUAGUUUAUUAUCUCAACUUUUAAUUUAUUAUAACAAAUAUAAAAGUCAGAGAA